AAAAUCAAUAACAGGAACUUACAUUUGCAAACACUUCCCCUUUUAAGCCAUUUCGAAACGUUCUCGUGGCUAAGUCGGUCAGCCUUCAAUCAGGAUAUAUUAGGAACGUUUCAUCCGAAAGAAUGAAGGUAAAAGUGCUUCAAACAAGCUGAGCAAACUUUAAUUUGGAAUUUUGUCGGGAUAAAAGGUGUCAAUUAAGGUGAAGCAGGACGCGAGGGCUGAGAGAAGAUUUUUCAAGGUCACGGAUAACAACAGUGAACUUGACCACGUUGCGUAACUUGAGAAGGCACACUUCGAGGUACGGCCCAACACGAUGCUUCACAGUGUUAUCAUUGUGGCCGGCCCUUAACGGAAUUCACGUCACUACCGAGGAAAUCGACGACAUCAGGGAGGAAGAUCGUAAUAACGGAAAAAGAUAUGUGUUACGAAAGACUUUUAAGUCUCAGAACGCUUUGGGAAUCGUUUGUGUAAAGCGAGUUUGACGAUAACUUAGCAUAAACAGCUGGAUUGUCGGUGGCCAUUGAACCGUAAACACCGAAGUGUGCGAAGUACCUUGGACGUUUAUCGAUUUCCGAUUCGAUUCUUGUAGAAUCAAAACAAGUACUCAUCUUAAAAUACGUUUCUGACUUUGUUGUUAUGGCCAUUUGCAACCUUCAUACUAGGAGACUGUUUUAUUUUAUUAUGGCAUUAUCGAUGCUGGGCACGGCAACAAACGCUGGACAAAUUAUCAACAAAAACGAUACCUUUAUAUCGUCCUCUUCGGACAUGCACGCUGUCCUGAACCGGACGAUUAUUUUGAACAGCGCGAGCUGGCAUUUUUUAGACCUGAUAUUCCACAAAUACUCGGACAACUUGACUGAGAAAAUCUCCAUUGAGCGUUUUAAAGAUUUGUUGAAGGAUUUAAACCUUGGUGAGACCGUAUCGGCGACAGAAACAUCGCAUGAUCAAGGAACAUCUCAUCGACAUGGCGGCAAGAAUUCUCGAAGUCAAGAUGGAGAAUCCAGUGAAGUUUCGAGGCAAAGAAACAUGCGAAGGCGGCGAAGCGAGCGACAAUCCAAUGGAGAACGAAGACAAUUGCAGUUAAAUUCUAAGACGAACCAAAUUCGCCCGAGGUCUCAACGAAGAGAACGGCGUAGUGCGAGAGACCGUCUCCAUACCAGUGAAGGUCACGCGGAGUGUUUGACAGGACAGGAGCUUCUGCUCGAUCAUGAUGUGAAUGAAGAGGAAGGAUUGAACGAAGAGGACUUUGUGCGGAUUUGUCCCGCAUUAAUCCAGCAACUCCAAGACAAAGCUUGCAUUGUCGACAAUCUGGAAGACAAUCACAUGGCAGAGGACUCGGCCAAAAUGCUGCAUGUGUGGGGUUAUGGUUUCCUAUCUAUCACUGUCAUCAGUUUGACGUCACUUCUUGCGAUCGCUGUCAUUCCUUUGAUGCGUCAUUCGAUUUACAAGAGGAUCAUGUCCUUCCUUGUGGCCCUUGCUGUGGGGACCUUGUCGGGAGACGCCCUCCUUCAUCUGAUCCCUCAUGCUUUCGUCUCUAGUCAUGGAAACGAAGAAGGAGGGCAUGAGAUAAAUAUUUACAAGUCAUGCGUUAUUAUGGCAGGAAUCUACGUGUUUUUUAUGGUUGAGUGCACGCUGAAAGCACGCAUGGCGCGAAAGAAACGCUCACGUGGUAACCUGCACGUGACAACUCCAGAAAAAAUGAAGAAGAAAGAAGCCGCAAAAUAUCAGGAAAUGGUUGGUUCAAGGCUCGCUGGAAUUCAACGAAGUAUUAGCUGCGACGGCGCACACUUUCCUAAGGCCAGCAGAGAUAUCUCAGAAGGCUGUAAAACAACAUCUUGUGAACUGGUUCUUUUGGAGUCUGGGAAAGAGGAGCGUGCGAGCACAGGCUCCGAGUCCUCCCAAGAAAAAGUGCCGUUGUGGGAGCCUUGUCGACAUGGUCACCAUUGCCAUCCGCGCGACAGUGUUCAAGAGCGAAGCAAACACAGUUUUAGCGACUCGCAACUUAUAGCUGCAUUGCAAGGCAAGUCGUGCAUCCAUCCCAACAUUUACAGCAAUAACAACUUCUCUGCCAGUGGUACUGACAGCGAAAACCAAACCCAUCACAAUGUCAAUCAAAUUCGCUCACACCAAGGUGAUCAGUACCCGUACCAGGUCCCCACGGAAUCGAAUACCAUCGCCACAGAAACGACUAGCGAUGCUGGAGACGGCGGUUACGAUGAGGAGAAUAGACACGAUCAUCACCAUCAUCAUCACCACCACAGCCCUAACAUUGACAAGAACACCUCCAUUGCCACUGUAGCGUGGAUGGUUAUUGUCGGGGAUGGUUUCCACAACUUCAGCGACGGUCUGGCAGUUGGUACUGCGUUUUCAGUUUCAUUGACCAGCGGUCUCACCACAGCUAUAGCAGUGUUUUGCCACGAGCUUCCGCAUGAGUUAGGUGAUUUUGCCAUUUUGCUUAAGUCAGGUUUGACCUUUAGGCAAGCCCUGGCUUACAACCUUGCAUCAGCCAUAAUCUCAUAUCUUGGCCUUAUACUAGGCAUCAUUAUUGGCGAUCUAGAUUCUGCUCACACCUGGGUGCUGGCGCUCACAGCUGGGAUGUUUCUUUAUAUAUCAUUGGUUGACAUGCUCCCUGAACUGAGCAACUACAUCAACGAGGGAGGUGGAUGGCCUGUGGUGAUCUCACAAAAUCUGGGAAUAUUGACGGGAGUAUCGAUUAUGCUAGCAAUAGCUUUGUAUGAGAGUUAAAUAACUUAAAUUAUAAUUUAGAACUACGAGAUAUUUGUAGUUAGUUAUAAUGUAAAAGCAUACAGGCGCUCAAAGUUUGAUUUGAUCUGAAACAAAAUAUAUUUAUUUAACCACAGACAUUUACGAAUUUAAACAUAUUCACUUCAGUUAUAAUUUUUAUGAGAUUUUUGUUUUAAAAAUGUGGAGCUUGUAUGGAUUACAGACGAAUUCACAAAGAAAUCAAAAGAAGUGGAGUUUGUUUUAAAUGAAAAUGCAAAGGAAUGAUAUAGGUCUAUUUUGGAUAACUCCCGUUUUUUAAUGCAAUUAUGGUUUUGAGGUAUUUUGGUAAGGUAUUUCAACUAUGAUAUUGUCAAAUAUAAAUCUUAAAUUCUUACCAGAAACAAUCUUGAUAAGAUGUAUUCAAAUCGUAAGAAAUUCUUCAGUUUUUUUCGUUUUUUGCACCCUCCAUUUUACGCCUUAAAAUCAUCAAUUUGGUGCAUAUCAACUAAAACAUUUUGAGUUUAAGCUUUGUUUUUUUUUUUUGCCUCUAGGAGGAAUUCAUUAAACACCCCGCUUUAUAAACAUUCUGUGCCACAGAAUUGCAUUUUACGAAUCGUGAUAUAGAAUUGUAUUUAUCCCUAAGGACGUGAUGUACGAGGCCAUUUGAAAAUAAUGAAGGAUGUCAAAAAUGUCCGGGAUGUCAAAAUUCUAAUAAGUUGUAGAGGUUUCAUUAUUUGGCGUCCAAAACAAUUUGUGGUUACGAAACAAUGCGCGAUUAGUAUGCUAGAAUUCAAUCAGUUUGAGAUACACACCAAGCUUUUUUACUAUUUGAGUGACCUUUUACCAAUGUAUGAAUUAAGAUGAGGUAAUUUUACGAAACGACGCCGCAUAUGACGCAAAGUCGUCGCCAUAGGUUUCGGUUAUUUUCAGUGCUCAGUUCUUCAAGGAAAACACUACGUAACAUUGCUUCGAACAUGUGAGCCCCCGACAUUUCAGCGGUUAGGGCUGGGGUUAGGAUUAAGGUUAAGAAUAUCUGAGGCUCACAUAGUUUGAAGCAAUAUUAUCGAGUACUUUCCAUUCUCUAACCUGCUUUUGUAGUCUCUCCUCUCUCUAACCCUCCAGGGUCAGAUAGGGUUCGAGGGAGGGAGAGACUCUAGGAUCGAGGUUGUUGAAUUUUCUUCUUUUUCUAGCAAGUAAAGCAAAUUUCUUAUGGGGUGAGGGCGGGGGGGUUUCCAUGCCGGCCUACUCUUAUCUGGUCGAAUAUUCAAGGAAACUCAAGUCACCUGACAUAUGUUGAGAAAAAUAAUUCAGGGAACGGUCUUAGAUCCUGUAGAAAAAUAGGUAGGGUUCCCUCCAUUUGAAUCAAUCUUCCCCUUCACAAUGUCAAUAUCUGAGCAACUGCGCACCUAUCCCUCCCCCUAAUCCAACCAAAGUCAACCCAUAAUAACUUGAGGUUAAUUUUGUGUUAGGGGAGGGGUAGGUGUGUAGUUGCCCUGAUACUGACUGUGACUCCACUUUUCCACUGUUUCUUUGUACAUUAGUAGAAAGAAUCUCCUUGAACUUCUCCAUUACACUAGGAUCUAUAUGUGAACCACUUCCAAGGUUUUUUAACUGUUUUACCAAAGCUAGCCAUCUGUUUCUAUCUAUUUUAGUUAUAAUUGGUGGAGUACUGUGAUAGCGUAGAACAAUAACCUUAAUCCUAAUUAAGAGACUUAGUUCUUCAUAAAGGUCUUAUGUCAAGGGCGGGGUACGUUCCAUCAUGCUUGUGUAAGAAUGAUGAAACAAGAUCAGUUUUUUUCUGUUAAAGGUAGUUAAAAGGGAAGAAUCAGGGUAGAAAAUUUGUAUGGACUUGGGUAUUUAAUUUGUACUCUAUUAUGUUUGAAAAAAGGGUCUAUAUCGCGAGUCCCAUUGGGGCUUUUAGGGCUUAAGGUUAAAAUUUUGGCCAUUUACGGCCACGGUUAACCCAAAAUGACACAUUGUAGGAAGGAAAAAAUUUUACUGUUAACUUUUAUUACAAUUAACGGUUAAAAUUUGUCCAUUUUUACGCUUAACGGCUAACUGUAAACUCCAUUAAGAUCCUCUGUUGUGGAUAUAGAAGGUUUGAACUCAUCAAGGUACAAACGCGGGGCCAAAGUGGCUGGAACAGGUCACGCUUUUUUUUUUUCACUAUAGGUUGACAGGUUCCUCCAUGUCGCACGGGAUAGUUUCCUAAUUAGGAGAAAAAUCUUACGUAGACAGACAACCCGUUUUCACUAAAAAGUCUAUGAUAACUUUACCAACAGUUGUGAGUUUACGCAUGAUGUUAACGGCACCAGCAACUGCAAAACUGAACUCUGAUUUUUCUUCACUUUCCCUCAAGUACUCCAAGAGAACUAAUAUCGAAAUUGGAAAAAACAUUUUUACCAGUAUUCACAGAAGAUACAAAUAUUUCGUUUUGGCUUUGAAACGGAUGAAAUCAAUAGACAACAAGUUUGGUCCGUUUUCAGUAGGUCGUCUGUCCUUUCACUCUCAGGGGUGAUCUAAAAGAAAUUUAUCCUUUCAAUGUCAUAACCUUUAAAAGCACAAAGGAGAUGAGAAGAAAGAGAGAUGACCGGUGUAUUACUUGGAUAUAAAACGAAAUUCUUAAGAAAUGUAUGGCAAACUGCGAGGAAAAAUGAUGUUUAGUUUCUGCAAGUGAAACCGUUAACUCUCGUGCCUAACCUCUUUAGCAUUGUGAAUCUCUUUAAAAGCCUUUGGCACUUUUUGAAACAAGAUAAUUCGGUAAAUUAGUGUUUUUUUUGUUUUUUUUUUUAGCUUUGUGCAGAUUUAAUGCUCAAACUUACAUAACAGGCGCCUCGCUGUCAGGGGCUCGGAGUUGUGGAACGCAUGCGUAGUCAGACUUCUUAUUUGUGUGCGCCACUUUAUUUCUCCUGGUUGCAGCCGCAUUUAUAUUAGCAAGUUAACAGGAAGUUAUCUUUGAGAAGUUUCUGUGACGAGAUGAUGGCGAAGUGAGAUAUCUUUUUGCGAGAAGUAUCCUUGUUAAAAAACGGACUUGUCAGUAUUUAAAUAGGGAAACCUGUCGGAGAGUAAAGGUUUAUCAACGACGAAAUUUGCUGUUGUAGAUGCUUAGACAAGUGCUCAUUUCUAGGAAGACAUUGUGUAGGAGUGAAGAAAAUUUUGUCUUGAAAGGGUUUCUUGAUUAACUGUUUUUAACAAGUUCUCCUCUCAUAGAUAAAACGACGAACAAUUUUUGCUGGUGCAGCCCUGGGAAAAGUUGCUUGGGAAAUACGCCUUGUAUCUUAGCCCAUGUUGUGCAGUGUAGGAUUUGAGCUUAAGUUACGUAGUUUGUUCAUUAGUUUACCUUGUUGUUUACAAUAUUUUAUCAUACAAUUUUGGGUUGUAUGAACACGGGUGUGUAAAAUUUCAAGAUCACUGGGGUACUUUCUUUUUUAUUGAAUCAGAAUUCGUAAGGUUUUAAAGAAAUAUGAAAAUUAUUUUAGUUACAUGACUCCUACCAAGUGAUUUUACUGUGUAAUGACUGAUGAUAUUUUAAAUGAAGAUAAAAAAAAAUUAUUCAAAAAUUUUAUAGAUAAAUGUUUAAUAUCCUUUAAUGCAGACA
Molecule: messenger RNA, 6322 nt
Organism: Pocillopora verrucosa
Lineage: Eukaryota; Metazoa; Cnidaria; Anthozoa; Scleractinia; Pocilloporidae
Product: metal cation symporter ZIP14
Biological process (GO): intracellular monoatomic cation homeostasis; zinc ion import across plasma membrane
Cellular component (GO): plasma membrane
Molecular function (GO): monoatomic cation:bicarbonate symporter activity; zinc ion transmembrane transporter activity
Source: RefSeq, a predicted model, not a curated record